Molecule: messenger RNA, 5109 nt
Organism: Symbiodinium pilosum
Lineage: Eukaryota; Dinophyceae; Suessiales; Symbiodiniaceae
Source: the annotation of a GenBank genome assembly
AUGAAGCGCACAUCUUUUGUGCUCUUCUUCCUUGCGUUCAGCACGCUUGCAUUGGGCAAGCCAAGUUGCACUGCUCGCGAUGAGAAGUGCAUUCAGGGCUCCCUUUUCUUGCAGAGGGAAACACUCUCCAGGAUCUCCCAGAUGUCGACGGAGGAGCUCUUCGAGGCCUAUGAGAUGGCGAGCAUGCGAGCGAAUCGGAGUCGAGGAGCCGAUUCUCGCUUCUUGAUGAGGGCUACUUUCGGCCCCACCCGCCAAGCGCUGGCAGACCUCAGUCAAACAAGCCAUGCGGACUGGAUCCUUGAGCAGAUGAAUGUGCCCGUGGAGUCUCUGCGCGAGUACUACCGCGAGCGUGUGAACCCCUUCUACAAUGCUGCCGUGGACGGCCAGAGUGACUUCACGCCCUACUCUCCCUGCACCCCGGGAUCACGCUGGCGGGCUUAUGCCUUUACGCUCAGCGACAACCGGAAGCAAGUCCAGGUGUCAGGCGGCAAGAUCUCUGUGGCAGGCAACUUCCGCUCAGACAUCCGCACCGGCCUCCUGGCCUCCCGCUGGAGUGGUCUUGGUAACUACACCGGCUACUUCUGCUAUGUGGAAGAAGGUAUCGGCGGCGAUGUACAUCUUUCAACUGACAAGGACUGCAGCUGGCGAGUCCCAAAGACGAACAUGCCAAAUCCUGCACUGUACUUGUUGGACCAGUCCAAAGUGACGUCUACUCCGUUGCCCUUCAAAGCAGGCCUACCUGACACGCUGCUCUUGGAAAGCUUUGCGCCUGCUACCUGCCAACUUGACCAGGCCCUUCAGCUGGUGCCGGAUGGCGAACAAUUGCUCAUUGAGGUCCAUGGGAGCACUUACUCUUACCAUCCGCGGGUGAAGCUGAACAAGAACACACCUGAAAGCCCCGUGCCUGGGCUCUGUGUGCCGCCCACCUUCCUGACCGAGGAGUCGUGCAAAGCACCUGCGAUACUGCCAGCUCAGGCCGCGGUGCCCGGGCUUCGCGCAGAAGUGCAUCUCCUCAGCUCCAGCCCUUCGGGGUUCAUCAGCGAGACCCUGAGCCAGCCCACCUUCGCCUUCCUGGACCCACAGAUCAACCAUCCAUCCUCCAGCAAUGCAUGGAACGAUCAGCUUCCGCGGGACUACUACGCCAUCCGUUGGACGGGCACUUUGACCAUCCAGCAGGCCGGUGAGUACCAGUUCUUCCUGGAGUCGGAUGAUGGCUCACGGCUGGAGCUUGAUGGCACGGAGGUGGUGCUGAAUGGAGGCUUCCACGGUAUGGAAGAGAAGAGCGGCAAGGUCAAUCUGACGGCUGGAGGACACGCCAUGCUCGUCGAGUACUACGAAGGCAGUGGUGGCGCUGGGGUGAAAUUCCGCUGGCAGGGUCCUGAUAGUGGCAACACCAAGGAGAUCGUGCCUCCGAAUGUCUUCCAGACUCCUCCCCCAAGCACCUCGCUUUGCGUCUCCUGCGGCUCACCUGGCGAGACUGCCAAUGAUCCAGCCAAAGGCCACAAGCUGCGCUUCUACACGACGAGGUCCCACGCUGAUAGCGACUUGGACAACCACUUCUUCGACAGACAAGCAGAUGAGUUGUCCAAGUCCAUAGUUUGGACCGCCAAAGCACUGUCUGCCAAGGACCAGCUGCGCCAGCGUAUGGCAUGGGCACUUUCUCAGAUCUUUGUGGUCAGUGCCAAUGGCUUUGGUAUGGAUGACCGAACUGAGCUGUGGCUCAACUACUAUGACAUCUUCGUGCGUAAUGCCUUCGGCAACUUCCGAGACGUUCUUCGGGAGGUGACCUUCAAUCCGCUCAUGGGCCGCUACCUCACCAACACCGGAAGUUCAUCCUUUGAUUACAAUGGCCGCUUCCCCAACGAGAAUUAUGCCCGAGAGAUCAUGCAGCUCUUCUCUGUAGGGUUGGAUCUUCUGCACCGCAAUGGCACCGCCAUGAGGGAUUCCAAUGGAGACAUCAUCCCAACCUACGGCAUGGAGCACAUCGUGAACUUUGCCAAGGUGUUCACUGGUUUCCAGGAGCGACCAUUCCGGCCCAACAUUGAGAACGAAGAUGAUGACAACCUGAUUGAUCCCAUGACUGUCAAUGUGCAGAAGCAUGAUGUUCAUCCCAAGCCCGACCUCUACGGUGGCUACUUGGGAGACCUCAUGCCCUCCUGCGCAGAGCCAGGAGUCCAAACAUUCCUUGCCAAGGGAGCCCGUUAUGAAGUCUAUCCUGUAGAUCAUAUGGGUGAUGCUCUGGAGCUUCUCCCAGGCUCAAAACUCUACGACGCGCUCUGUUCCAAGGUCGGCAGCGAAUGCAUGUAUCCUGCAGUCAAGGUGCUCAGCAGCACUCUCUCGUGCACCGGUGCAGAGUGCUCAGCGUCUGAUGUCAGCAUUGUGAAGAUUGGUGAAAGGCUGUACGUCCACACUCCGCCACCUUGUGUCUACCCAUACAUCGAGGCAGUUAAGCAGAAUGAGACACUGAGCUAUUUCCCUCUGAAAAAGGGCGAGUAUUGUACUCCAGGCUCAUUGAUUGAGGAUCAGGCAACCUGUGAGCAAGCCAUUAUCGCAGUCUACGGGUCUCAUGAUGGCAAUCCAUACACGAGGGCGAAGACUUGGUAUCCCAAGGGCUGCUCUUAUCGGGGAGGACGCAUGUACUUCAACCCCGACCCCGUGGGCAGAACCAAGGGUGGAGACUAUUCACCCAUUUGCUAUGCUCAUGUCAUCGUCCAUGAGGAUGGGAAGGUCAGCGCGGACGGUGUUGAAGCCAACACCUUUGCAGUUUCAUGGGUUGGGGGCACGCCUCCUGUGGGACUUCACUUCGCAAGGGUGACAACAGGCCCCGUCUUCACUGAAGUUCCUUGCAAAGAUGAUUGCAUCAAGCAGCUUUUUGCUGGCGCGCACGAGCCCAACGUGAGCUGCACCGCAUGUGGUGGUGACGUCGAAGUGUUCCAUCUGCCUGGGGAAGGGCCAGCCAUUACGGAGAAGACAAUCUUCAAAGUUGAUGGGCAGUACUACAAGAACAGCAUGAGCACGGUGCACACUGCAGCCGGGCCAUCGUUCCGUAACCCACCGGUGUUCUUGAAGGGCCAAGGAACCAGGCAGUCGUAUGCCGCCGUUCUGGCGGAGAUUGAGACGCUGUUGGACCAACUGUUCAUGCACGAGAACACUGCCAUUUUUAUCAGCAAGCGCCUGAUCCAGCGAUUUGGCACGUCAAACCCUUCGGCGGCAUACGUCGAGGCCGUUCAGCGUGCGUUCCGGACUGGAGAAUACGGCGGUAUGCUUUUCUCCCAAAAGUAUGGAGAUCUUGCAGCUUCUGUGGCAGCUGUCCUCCUGCACAAGGACGCUGACAUGGAUGGCCAUGAGCGCAAGCAAUUCCAUGGAAGCCUGCGUGAACCUAUGUUGAAGCUUAUCCAUUUCAUGAGGUCCAUGGAGUAUCAAGAUGUUGCCAGAGAAGAUGUUGUCUUCAAAGAGCUGCAGGAUGUCCUAGGCCAGUUUCCCUUCCAGUCGCCAACCGUGUUCAACUUCUACUUGGCAGACUUCAACUUGCCAAUGCCGGAGCCGGAACCUGAAUCCGAAUCCACCACUAUGGGUGGGUCAAGCUCCACUACGAGCGGGCCUGGCUCGAUGCCCGAGCCUGAACCUGAGCCCGAGCAGCUGGUGGGCCCGGAGUUUCAGAUCUUCACACCGCCUCACUUCAUCGGCUUCCUCAACGGCAUGUCAUCCUUGAUCAAGAGUGGAGUUAGCGGAAAUUGCGACAGCGGCAGCGGAUUUGGUAUCCGACCCAAUGCCUAUGAUGAGCUGUCCUGGAAAGAAAUUUGCCCCAUGGGACACAUGGCUGCAGACCUGGGAGAUGAGAACUCCACUGUUGAGGAGCUCGAUAUUUUGCUGACAGGUGGCCGCCUCACAGACACCGCCAAAGAGGUCGUGCGCAAUGCCUGGAAACGAGCUCCGGAAGCGCAGCGCCUGGAGCGUGCUCAACAGGCCGUGGUGAUGACGCCUGAGUUCAACACUUUCGGAGCUCCACUUCCCAAGGAGGCGCCGCGACAGGAACAUGCAGAUGCAGCUGCGGGAUCCCAGAAACCCUACAAGGCGACCAUCUUCCUAUUCCUUGCUGGUGGUGCUGACACCUGGAACAUGUGCCUUGGCCUGCUUGGCGAGAUGCUGGUCCCGUUGGAGUGCAACCUCUACCAGGAGUAUGUGGACGUGCGAACUGACCUGCAUCUUGAUCCUGAAGAUUUGAUUGCGAUCAACGUUGCGAAUCAGCCAUGCCAAAAGUUUGGCAUCCACGGCUCCUUCGACUAUCUGAAGACCUUGUAUGACGAGGGCGAUUUGGCCUUCAUGACGAACAUUGGUUCGCUUGUGGAGCCUCUGAACAAGGACCAGUAUCGCAACAAUCUGAAGGAGAGGCAGACCGCGGCUCAGACGCUGGCAUGCCAAGUGCAAGGCAAUAGCCCCAGAGGUGCUGGUGGUCGCAUCACUGAUGCUCUGGUGGCGGCUGCGGAUCCAUUUGCGGCAACUUCCUUUUCGCUGUCUGCGGGCAGCGCUAUCUUCGCGCAGGGCGUGGUCACCAACAGGCAGAUCGUGGAUGAGCGGGGCAAUGAUCGGUUCCACGAAUUCGAGUUCUGGCGCGAUGCCAUCUCCAACCUCACCCGUCAGCAGCACGCCAAUGUCUUCAACGAGCAGUACACACAGGUCUUCCUGGAUUCCAUCAAGUCCACUGAGGAGCUGGGACGAGCCAUCGAGGAUGUGGAGCUUGCCACGGCCUACUCGACUUCCUCGAGCCUGGAGAAGCAGCUCUCACAAGUGGCGAAGCUCAUCCGCGUGCGUGAGGUUCGCAAGGCCGAGCGCGACUUCUUUUUCGUGCGGAUUGGUGGCUGGGACAUGCAUUCCAACCUCCUCAACGGCCUCACCUCGAGGUUUGGAGAGAUCAAUCGAGCUGUGGAGGGCUUUGUGGCGGAGAUGAAGGCGCAGAACGCGUGGGACAACGUGGUGCUAGCAAGCUCUUCGGAGUUUGCGCGCACGCUGGACUCCAAUGGCGGCGGUAGUGACCACGCCUGGGCUGGACAACACUUCAUUAUCGGUGGUAAGGCCGCUGGGCCACAAGUGAUGGUUUCCAGCGGGUAA